Linnemannia hyalina is the source of this 1635-nucleotide messenger RNA. Lineage: Eukaryota; Fungi; Mortierellomycota; Mortierellomycetes; Mortierellales; Mortierellaceae. The record is from the annotation of a GenBank genome assembly.
AUGAUGCGCCAGACUCUCCGCCUGCAGGCCGCAACCUCGCUCAAGACCGCUCUCAAGCAUGCCCCCACCAAGACCUCGACUGUCGCCUUGGCUGCCAUCUCCCACUCCCUCCGCCUCCAAGCCCAAGCCAUCCGCGAGUACUCGACCCCCUCGGCUCCCUCGGCCUCGCCUACGUCCACUCCAACUGGCAGCAGCAACACCCAACCCAAGUACCGCCAGUUCCACACUUCAGACAUUCAGAACCAAGCGCGUGAGGUGCCCGGAUUUCCCAUCCUCGACGACCCCCUUGUCCAGAACCACUCGAUCCCUAGUUUCAUGGUCGGCACUCAGAACGGUUUCCUUCCCCGUCAGGAUCCCUUGGAUGUCUUGCCUAAGGAGUAUGAGGCUCUGGAGGAACUUUUGCAAAAGAUGCCCUUGACCUUGAAGGAUGGAUCCAAGGGACUUUUGGCGCUCGGACAGUUUGGCGAGGCUUGCAAGAGUUUGCCUCAGUAUGAUCUUUCGAAUGUUGAGGACUCUGAGUUGCUCUCUGCCUUGUACAGAGACUACACAUUCGUGGCAUCGGCCUACCUGCUCGAGCCCUGCGACAUCCUCUACCGCAAGACCGGCGACUAUGGCCUCGGCCGCUCCGUCCUCCCCAAGAACAUCGCCGUCCCCCUCGUCCAGGUCGCCGAGAAGAUUGGCGCCAAGCCCUUCAUGGAGUACGCCCUUUCCUAUGCGCUGUACAACUACCGCAGGAUCGACAAGUCAAAGGGUCUGGUCUGGGGAAACCUCGAAUUGAUCCGCCCUUUCUCCGGUGACCCAUCCGAGCUCGGCUUCAUCAUCUCCCACGUCACUAUGGUCUCCAAUUCCGGCGAGCUCGUCAAGAACACCAUGAAGACCCUCGAUGCCGCAGGCAAACACAACCGUGAAGCCUUUAACGAGGGCCUCGCCAAAGUCGUCUCGACCUACGAAAAGAUCAACCAGGAAAUGGACACCAUGUGGCAACGCUCCCUCCCCGCAGACUACCUCAAGUUCCGAACCUUUAUUAUGGGCACCAAGAACCAGCCCAUGUUCCCUAAGGGUGUGAUAUAUGAGGGGGUUUCGGAGGAGCCUAUGUUCCAUCGUGGAGAGUCUGGUGCGAACGAUUCCAUGGUCCCUAUGGGCGACAACUUGCUCCAGUUGACAGAGUCCAUGCCCUCGAACCCGCUCACGGCUGUGCUGAAGGACUUCCGAACCUACCGCCCCCACAACCAUGCCGAGUUCCUCGAGUUUGUUGAAGAAAAGGCCCGCCAGAACCAGGUCCGUAACUUUGCAGAGCAGGACCCCAACUCUGCCGCCAUCUUCCUCGCCGCCGUUGAUCAGAUCCGGAAUUUCAGAAACAGACAUUGGUCCUUCACCAAGGAGUAUAUCAUCAAGUACACCAAGCACCCUGUGGCCACCGGUGGAUCCCCCAUUGUGACCUGGUUGCCUAACCAGUUGGCGACGGUCUUGAGGACCAUGCAGGAGGUUGGUGCCAAGAUUGAUGAGAGGGCGCUUUUGCCUGAGAAUAAGGCCUUGGUCGACGUGUUGACGAAGCGGGCGGAUGCUCAGGCUAGGGUCUUGGAUCGUGAGGUUGCUCAGCUCCGCACUGAGAUCAAGGACCAGGACAAGGUCUAA